AUGAGAGCUGCCAUCCGAUCUGGUAAAAGAGCCAGCCUCUCCUUGUUCCACUCAGGUACUCGGUUUCCGAGGGAAUUCUACGGCGAUAGGCGCGGAGGAGAUGAUGGCAGUUCGAGUGAUAGCUUCGGAACUUCGGAUCUCCGCGGCGACCACAAGAGUACACUCAUCGGCCCUACGCCAAAGGACGUCGAAGAGGAUGAAGAAAGAGGUGACCUCUCCGACGAUGAUUUUGUCCCUCGCUGGAAACGCGCCGAAGAAACCCGAUCUAAGGCAGAUCAGGUGUUCGAAGUUCUUCUACAAGAGGGACCGGGCUUCAGCGCCAGGUCGGAAUUAGAAAAGAUGCAUCUGCAGAUCUCGGCUGAUCUGGUGAGGGAAGUUCUGUUUCGGAUUUUGAAGUUUAUCGACGCCUCUAAUAAGCCCCGUUGUGCGAAGCUGGGCCUCAAGUUCUUCAUGUGGGCGGGUGACCAGAAGGACUACAAGCACACCUCCAAUGCAUACAAUCUCACCUUGAAGAUAUUUGCCAAAUGCGACGAAAUCAAGGCAAUGUGGAGGCUGCUAGAUGAAAUGACCCAGAGUGGAUUACCAACAACGGCUCUCACGUUUAACAUUCUCAUAUCCACCUGCGCUGAAGCAGGAAUGGCGAGGAAGCUGGUGGAGAGGUUUAUGAAGUCCAAAACGUUCAAUUACCGCCCUUUCAAGCAUUCCUUCAACGCAAUCCUUCAUUCUCUCAUCACCGUGGAUCAGUACAGGCUGAUUGAGUGGGUAUACCAGAAGAUGCUGGUUGACGGGCACUCUCCGGAUAUCUUAACCUAUAACGUGCUGAUGUGCGCAAAGUACAGGCUAGGCAAACUGGAUCAGUUCCACAGGCUUCUGGACGAGAUGAGUAAGAACGGGUUUGCUCCUGAUCUCCAUACGUAUAACAUCCUCCUCCAUGUUCUUGGAAAGGGGGACAAACCGCUCGCUGCUCUUAAGCUCUUGAACUACAUGAACGACGCCAAUUGCACUCCAAGUGUCCUCCAUUUUACAACUUUGAUUGACGGAUUAAGCCGCGCCGGAAAUCUGGACGCUUGCCAGUUCUUCUUCGACGAAAUGCUCAAGAGAGGCUGCGAACCCGAUGUGGUGUGCUACACGGUCAUGAUCUCUGGGUAUGUGGUGGCGGGUGAGCUCGAGAAAGCCCAGACAAUGUUCGACGAAAUGACAAACAGAGGCCAGCUUCCCAACGUGUUCACGUACAAUUCUAUGAUCCGGGGGCUUUGCCUGGCUGGGAAGUACGACAAGGCGUGUUGCAUGCUUAAGGAGGUGGAGAACAAGGGAUGCACUCCAACUUCUUCGGUGUACAGGGCGGUGAUAGCCAAGCUCCGGAGCGCCGGCAAAGAUUCCGAAGCUGACGAGAUAAUCACCCGCAUGGAGGAGAGGGGAUUCCAUCCCCAGCUUGCAUCCAGGUUCCGGGCGUAUCGCAGAUGCUAA
Molecule: messenger RNA, 1467 nt
Organism: Spirodela intermedia
Lineage: Eukaryota; Viridiplantae; Streptophyta; Magnoliopsida; Alismatales; Araceae
Source: the annotation of a GenBank genome assembly